AUGCCUUAUAUGAGAUACAGUCGUAAAGUAUGGGAAGGAGUGAAAGCAGCUAACCCAGAGUUGAAAUUAUGGGAAAUUGGUAAAAUUAUUGGUGGUAUGUGGCGAGAUUUAGUAGAUGUGGAUAAACAAGAAUUUAUUGAAGAGUAUGAAUCUGAAAAGUCACAAUAUAAUGAAGCUAUGAAGGCAUACCAUAAUUCACCUGCUUAUCAAGCUUGGGUUUCUGCCAAAAGUAGAGCUGCUGCCGAAGCUGCUAUUGAAGAAGAAGAAAGAUCUUCUGAAAUGCCUAGAAUUAGUAUACAACCUGCAGAGGAUGAAGAUGAAGCUGAUGAUGGGUUCUCAGUUAAACAUAUAGCUCAUGCUCGUUAUACCAGAAAUCAUCGAUUAAUUAAUGAUAUAUUUAGUGAGAGUGUAGUACCAGAUGUAAGAACUGUGGUUACUACUGGUAGAAUGAGUGUAUUGAAACGUCAAGUACAAUCUUUAACCAUGCAUCAGAAAAAAUUAGAAAAUGAAUUACAAACUAUAGAAGAAAAACAUGAUUCUAAAAAACGUAAAUUCAUGGAAUCUAGUCAACAAUUUCAUGAAGAUCUGAAAAAGCUAUGUGAAAGUAAACCACAGAUAACAGAAGAAAUGAUCAAUGGAAUGAUUACUAAAGCUAAAGAUGAUAUUAAAACUAGACAGAAUCAAACACAACAACAAGAUGAAGAUAAAAGUAAAGCUGAUAUAAAGAAAAAGAAAGAGGAUGAAGAGAAAAGUUCUGAAGAAAUGGAAACUGAUCAAAAACCUAGUGAUGAAGAUGAGAAAAUGGAAGUAGAUUCUACACAAACUGAAGAAAAUACUGAAGAAGAAGGUAUGUCAUGUAUCAUUUACAUUGUGUUGGUUUAA
Molecule: messenger RNA, 882 nt
Organism: Lottia gigantea (owl limpet)
Lineage: Eukaryota; Metazoa; Mollusca; Gastropoda; Lottiidae
Exons: 8
Coding region: 1-882 (293 amino acids)
Biological process (GO): negative regulation of DNA-templated transcription
Cellular component (GO): SWI/SNF complex
Molecular function (GO): nuclear receptor binding; nucleosomal DNA binding
Source: RefSeq, a predicted model, not a curated record